This is a messenger RNA of Momordica charantia (bitter melon), 1560 nucleotides long. Its product is annotated as protein RETICULATA-RELATED 4, chloroplastic. Lineage: Eukaryota; Viridiplantae; Streptophyta; Magnoliopsida; Cucurbitales; Cucurbitaceae. The record is from RefSeq and is a predicted model, not a curated record.
CAGCAGUUUCUCAGCCACACCAAAUUCAGUGUAGAUGAGAUUGUGAAAUAACAGGGAGCCAGAAACCGCUCUCUCCCUCCAAAAAUGGCGAUCAGAAAUUUCACCAAUCUCUCCGCUCCGCCUCCCUUUCUCCGCUCCUCUCCGCCGCCGCAAUUCGCCUACAUCCUCACCGCCGCUCCCUCUCUCCGCCUCCACUCCCUCUCCACCGCAUUCUCUCCCCCCCGCCGCCGCCGCGUAAGCUCCGUCGCAUUCGCCUAUAACGACGGAAUUCCUCCCGGCGACGGCGGCGGUGGCGUAGGCGGCGGCGGCGGCGGACAUGGAGAUGGCGAGGAGGAUCGGGAGCGCAACAAGGCGGAGGCGAUUGUGGUGCUGGCGGAGGGGGGGAGGUCGGUGGAGAGCCUGCCGAAGGAUCUGGCGGCGGCGAUUGAGAGCGGGAGAGUGCCGGCGGUGAUCGUGGAGAGGUUUCUGGAGUUGGAGAAGUCGGCGGUGUGGCGGUGGUUGCUGCAGUUCGGCGGAUUUAAAGAGCGGCUUCUGGCGGACGAUUUGUUCAUGGCUAAGGUCGCCAUGGAAUGUGGCGUCGGGAUUUUCACAAAGACUGCUGCUGAGUUGGAGAAACGCAAGGAGAACUUUAGCAAGGAGCUGGAUUUUGUCUGUGCUGACGUGAUAAUGGCCAUUAUAGCAGAUUUCAUGCUUGUUUGGCUUCCUGCUCCCACCGUCUCUCUCAAACCUCCUCUAGCAAUCAGCGCUGGACCUCUCGCCAAGUUCUUCUAUGGCUGCCCUGAAAACGCCUUCCAGGUGGCUUUGGCGGGUACCUCGUAUUCAUUUCUUCAGAGAGUUGGUGCAGUAGUGCGUAAUGGGGCCAAGCUAUUCGGUGUAGGGACUACUGCUUCUCUGGUGGGCACGGGUGUAACGAACGCCUUGAUAAAUAUGAGGAAGAUGGUUGACAAAUCAUAUGCCGUGGAAGCAGAGGAUUUGCCUGUAGUUGCAACAAGCAUUGCCUAUGGGGUUUAUAUGGCAGUUUCUAGCAAUCUAAGAUACCAAGUACUUGCAGGAGUAAUUGAGCAAAGGAUUCUAGAGCCCUUAUUGCACAAACAAAAGUUGGCUCUGAGUGCAAUCUGUUUUGUCAUUCGAACUGGCAACACUUUCUUGGGGUCAUUGAUGUGGGUGGAUUACGCAAGGUGGAUCGGGAUUCAGAGAUCGAGAGCAUAGAAUGGGAAAAAAGGACACAUUUCAUUUGAGAAAUUAUUCGACGGUCGAGGUUAGUAGAGUACAACAUGGAUGAGUCUUAACUAGACCAAUGCGCCUAUAUAUAAAAUGGUCAUUUUUUCAAGUAGCGUUUCUCAAGUUUUAUAUAUGGAAUAGUUUGAAUCUGUGAAAUCUAUUGGAAAUGGUGGUAGAUAUUCUCCAAAAACAAAAAAGGGGGGAAAAAGAUGAAUAUUUGGGAUGUUUAGACUGAAGCAUAAGCGGUAUGAUUGAUUUGUUUUUAUGCAAUUAUUGUUUUAGCCUCAGUACAAAGACAAAUAAUUUUUAAGUAAUAAAUUGCUCCAUCUUGACUGAUUA